Panonychus citri (citrus red mite) is the source of this 594-nucleotide messenger RNA. Its product is annotated as DNA-directed RNA polymerase II subunit RPB11-like. The transcript has 3 exons. Gene Ontology annotation, cellular component: RNA polymerase II, core complex. The record is from RefSeq and is a predicted model, not a curated record. Gene Ontology annotation, biological process: transcription by RNA polymerase II. Gene Ontology annotation, molecular function: protein dimerization activity; DNA binding. The coding region runs from base 149 to 496 and encodes 115 amino acids. NCBI's taxonomy places the organism in Eukaryota, Metazoa, Arthropoda, Arachnida, Trombidiformes, Tetranychidae.
UUUUUUCCAAAAUCCCGGUUAAUACAAAGAGCAAGUGGUUUUCUUCAUCCCAAUGAUUUUAGGAAUUUGCUUAAUUGUUGUUGUUCAUUUGGUAUUCUAAUUGAUUUAAUUUUGAAUUUUCUAUUAACGUGAUUAACUGUAGACCAAGAUGAAUGCGCCUCCAGCAUUUGAAUCUUUUCUUCUUUUUGAAGGAGAAAAAAAAAUCAUCAUUGAGAAGGAAACUAAAGUACAAAAUGCUGCCAUUUUCACUGUCAACAAGGAAGAUCACACUUUGGGUAAUUUGAUUAGAUGUCAAUUGUUGAAGGAUCCAAAUGUUAUAUUCGCUGGUUACAAAGUACCUCAUCCAUUGGAACACAAAUUCAUCCUUAGAGUGCAAACAGUCGGAGAUUAUACUCCUCAAGAUGCUCUGAAAAACGCACUAAGUGAUCUGAAUGCGGAAAUUUCUUAUAUCGAAGAGAAAUUCAAGAAAGCGAUUAAUGAUCAGAACGAGAACUAAUCUUAGGUCAUAUCUAUUAAAGGAAUCCAGUAAUUUUCCGAUUCAAGUUUCCCAUUGAUUAAUCAACUUGCGAAAUAAAUUUAAUUUCAAGAAAACGA